Osmia bicornis bicornis is the source of this 4659-nucleotide messenger RNA. RefSeq lists its product as uncharacterized. The record is from RefSeq and is a predicted model, not a curated record. NCBI's taxonomy places the organism in Eukaryota, Metazoa, Arthropoda, Insecta, Hymenoptera, Megachilidae. Gene Ontology annotation, biological process: protein peptidyl-prolyl isomerization. The coding region runs from base 414 to 2222 and encodes 602 amino acids. Gene Ontology annotation, molecular function: zinc ion binding; peptidyl-prolyl cis-trans isomerase activity. The transcript has 4 exons.
CCGCUUCAACGUUGUGCAUUAGGCCGGCCCUGACGUGAACGUAAGUGGAGGACUGGCUGGACCGUUUCAUUGGUCGGUUCAAGCAGGUACAUAUAACGAGGCUUGCAAGGAAGGAUUAUGAAGGCAAGUCCAUAAUGCUCGAGAUCGUAGCCAUUCGAGAAAUGCGCGCGCAAAGGUAGAAGCCGCAGACGACACACCGGCACCGUUUGCCACGAGUCGGACUGAAAGUGCAUAAGAAAAAGGAAGGAGACGAAACAGGAACACGGGAUAGAGGGAGAAGGAAGAGGAGAGAGACAGGAGCAUUCGAACAUCCAAGUGGGAGAAAGAUACGGGACGAGGAGAGGAGAGCAACAGCGUAAAGCGAGCAGCGCGCGCUGUGGUGUGUGUCGGUCGGUCGGUCGGUCGUCGCCGCCAUGCUAGUGAUGCUGGAUCCGAGCGUACUGACGGAUUUAGAGGAACUGACGCUUUGCAGUUAUUGCAAGCAGAAGUAUAACGAGUCGGAACAAUGCCCGAAAUAUCUUAGUUGCAAACAUUACUUUUGCCUACGUUGCAUAGAGAACAAUUUGUUAAAGGGACGCGAGUUGUUUUGCGCGCAUUGUUGGAAGAGGACCGAGUUGGGCGAUCAAGGACCGGACGCUCUACCGACGCAUUCUUCUCUCCUUGCUUUAACGAACAAUUUGUCCCACUUGAAAAUUACGAUGAACAACACGUCUGGGAAGAGCAACGAUAAGGAGAGAAAGAGCGAAAAUUGUCACACGCACGGAAUGCCUUUGGCAUUAUGGUGUGCGACGUGUUGCACGGCGCUAUGUAGAGCAUGCGCGACGCCGCAGGAACACCCAGGUCACCAGAUUAAAUCGCAAACCGAUGCCAAAGAACAACUCAUAUCCGAUGUUCAGUUGGAGUUAGUCGCUAUGGGAAAGUUAUCAACGGAGAUUCAAAGGCUGGCUAUGCAACAACGAGAGUUCUUAAUAAAAGUGUUGGAGGCGUGUGUUACGUUGAAGACUCACGUCGAGACUGAUCUUCAGAACGGUUGGAGUCACUUUCCUGAGAUAACGGACGCGCGUGAAACGCUUGGAAAAGCGAAAGCUAGUCUACAGAUGAUCGACAAUCCCGGGGACGUGUACAGUUUGCAUUCGCAGUUGAUGAUCGAGAAGCAAAGAUUGCAAUCGAAGCAUCAAGAGAUGAUGUUACAAUGCCAACUGGAUGAUUUGAUAGGCAACUCGGGUGUGGUGUUCGAUUUCGCGUUGUUGAAACAAGCAUUGGCAGGAAUUCACACGGGGGAACCGAUAGUUUCCCAAGGAGCGAGCAACGGCGGUCGAUUACCGAAUCAUUUGGCGGCCUCGCAAAAUCCAAUACUGUUCCUCGCUAAUUAUUGCAUGUCGCAGCUAUACUCGAGGCAUGUAGUCAGCAAGCAACACAUGCAAAACGGUUCUAUAGAGUAUCAUUCGAGCAUGAUGCAGCCGCAGGCAGCUCCGCCGGGUUCGGUUCACGUGCACCAGGGUCCACCAUCAUCGGGAAACCCACAGCAGCUUCUCAUUCCUCCUGGUUCGCCGUCCGUUAAACCCGUACCGCCCGCACCGCCGAACGCGAUCUUACAUCCGCAACAGCAAUCGACCUUCAUACCGGAAGGUGUUGGCACCGGUGGCGGAGGUUUGGUAACCGUCCACUCGUCCUCUCAACCACCGUCCAGCGGAAUAGCAGCGUCCCUCCGAGGGCCGACGAACCCUUAUCCACUGUAUUAUUUUAAUAUCGAAGUUAACGGAUCCCCGCACGGUCGCAUCGUGAUAGAAGUGAGGCCGGACGCAGCGCCGAAAAUGGCCAAGAAUUUUAGCGUCCUGGCUACCGGUGAAGUUGGAGUCGGUUACAAGGGUUGCACGAUCUUUCAGUGCUGGGAGGGUGAAUCGGUGAUCACUGGUGAUUUCGAACUGAACAACGGUCGCGGAGGGAGAAGCAUAUUCGAGGACGGUUAUUUUAUGCCAGACGACACCAAGUUUCCUGCGGUCAGGGGUGCUGUCGGUAUGCGAAGAACCCAGAAGCGCCACGAUAAUCUCGGUAUGGUCGGUUCGCAGUUUCGUAUAAUACUGCAAGAGAUGAGGGGUUUCACGGGGAUCUUUGGCCACGUCGUCGAGGGUUUAGAAUUAGUCGAGAAGAUAUCUACGUUCGGCGAUCAAACCGGGAAACCUACGAAAAAUAUUCUAAUCACGAAAUGCGGUAAGUUGUAACGAUAAUGCUGUUGCGGCUAAAGUAUACCGAAACGUUAUUAACGUUACUGGUCCGUGUAUACUUUAACGUUCUCCCGCUGUUAGAUAACGAUAAAUAUUUUAACCAGUCACCACGGUAUCUCCGGACGCGUGUUUAAAUAAGGGAUGCGCGCGGGUAGACAAAUAUAUCGAGUACCCUAUGUUUCGGGUACCUGCGCGUCCUUGAUGUUUAAUUAAAUUGUAAUCAGUUGUACGACGAUAAUCGCUGUUGUUAUCGAGUUCUAGAGGAGAUACCGUCGUGACCCCGUAGGGCUCCAUCAAUGCUCUCCAUACGAAUCGACAGAAUUUAAUUAACUAUUAACCAACAGAAUUCUAAAGAUGUUGAAUCUAUUUUUAAAAAAGAAAAGUGGGCACAUAAGAGAAGAAUGAAGAAAUAAAGAUCCAUAUUUUCCUACUGAUUGAGAAUCAGUAAGAUUCUGUAUCUACAAUAAUUAACGAUGAUCGAUAAAUACGUACCUCAGAUCGAUCGUGAUAUCGAUACGACUUCUAGCUGUACGAUAUAUUUGUUUUAGAAAAAAAAAAGGUUCGAUGUUUAUUUUCGCUAUUGGCGUAUUGCUACGUAUAUAUAUAUACAUAAUAUAUAUAUAUAUAUGUAUAGUUGAUAGAGGGAUUCGCACGGGAUUUAAGAGAAACGGCGUCGCCCUGUGAGCGCUGCUAAUGUUUUAGAUUAAUAGAUAUAGUGAGAAAAAAAAGCAUUAAAAAAUGCGCGUAGAUUGAGGAAUAACGUACGGAAGAUAAUGUGGGGGGGAGGGGGGCAAACUCGUGAGUACGCGUAUAUACACGUAUAUACACGUUCAUUAUAUUUGUAAAAAGAAGAUGACAAAAAGAAAAAAAGAUUCACAGAGAACUCGUACAAGCGGGAACUUAUUUUUUUUUGUUGUUUGUUUUAUAAACCUCUAAAUGCGUGACUUCGCGAAAAGUCAAAAAAAUAUCGUGAUUCCAUAAUACGCAGGUCGUUUAGAACGUAAAACCCGAAAGAAUUUCGUCGAUGCGUAAGGGCCAAUUCUAUUUCGUCCGGUUAAACGGUCCCCGUUUUAAACGAAUAUUGCAAAAAGGAGCUAAAAGGGAAUCGGUAGAUGUGCGACGCGACGAAUAACGAGUCAAGGAAAAUAAAAUUGCGGUUCCUAUCGAACGACUCGACGGAUACUUCUUCCCUUUUCGCUCUUUCCCGGUCUAGUAUACCGUCGUAAAUGAACUGUAUUUAAGAUUUAGAUCUCAACAUGAAAAUGUAUACAAGGCCUAACUACUGCUAAGUAGAUUUUUAAGCCUCGUCGUCUGAUUGGAAAGAAAAAAAAAAAAAAAAAAAAACAGAAAAAAACGAACGAAUACAUAUUAAAACGAAUCAUUCCUCGAUUACUGUAAUAUCGAUAAUACUACGAUAAUGUAAUAUCGUUAAUGCUAUUCGUCUGAGUCCUUGUAAAUCCCAUCGUUAUGUAUCAUAUUGCUAUGUGCUCGUAUGUGCGGAAAGAAAAGGAAGAAAAUUGAAAACGCGUCGAAGAAAAAAAAAAAAAGAAGAAUAAUUAAUAAUAAAGUGUUCUGUAAGUCGGAGCGUAUAAACAAAGCGCACUCACGUCACGUACCGUAGGAAAAUUGCACGCCCUCGACGUCGCGGAUGCCUUUUUCGAAGAAAGCCUCAUUCGAUGUUGAACUUGAAAGUUUUAACACUUGUUAAUUAGCUAAUAUCGCGUGUGUUGCAAUGGGGAAUGGUAUUGCAACUAAAUUUAAUCGCCGUUAGAACGUAACGCUGCGUAAUAAAAAAAAAAUUGUACGUAUGACGAUCGAAGGGUGGUCGAGCUCGAAUGAAUUUCUCUCGUUUCGGUCGUACGUUGAAACAAUCGAAAAAAACAGUCUAUACUUUCAUGUGUGUGUGUGUGUAUGUGUGUGUGGGGGUGCGUCUGUCGGAUGUAUGUAAUGUGCGCAUAUACGUAUAUAAAAAUUUACCGAAGCGAGCGAAGCUAGAAGCCCACCUGUAUACAUAAAAUAUCCACGCGCGCGCGUAUUAUAUAUAUAUAUAUAACUACAUAUAUUUUUAUGAACGUGAUGAGGUAACAACGCAUAGCUUGUAAUAUUGAUUCUAACAACCGACGGUUUACCUUGCCCCUCGCGUUCGAGUUACAACGGUUGAGCGGCUAUAAUUUUCGAUAAGUUUUUCUCGUAUCAUUUCUUUCUCCCCCGACUCUUUUUUUUGUUUUCUUUUCCUUUUUUUUCUAUUCCUCGUUCACCAAUUUUAAGUUAAGGGUGUAAUCAUUCAUUAUGUACGGAAAAUUGAGAUCGUUUCUUGUUUACGGCCUACGGAAGCGAACAUAUCCGUAGUGCAUUUGCAUAAACAGUUUUAUUUUUUCAUUAUACACAUGUACGAAAUGAAGUUCGUUGCCCAAUUAAAAUGUAAUCUAUCGAU